UUUAAUCUGAUUUAUAUAUACCUGGUAUCCAAAUACCUGGAUGUUGUGGCAGGUAUUUCAUGUCAAUGCAGUUUAAUCUGAUUUAUAUAAAUCUGGUAUCCAAAUACCUGGAUGUUGUGGCGGGUAUUUCAUGUCAGUGCAGUUUAAUCUGAUUUAUAUAAAUCUGGUAUCCAAAUACCUGGAUGUUGUGGCGGGUAUUUCAUGUCAGUGCAGUUUAAUCUGAUUUAUAUAAAUCUGGUAUCCAAAUACCUGGCAAUGGGGUUCCAUGGUAGCAGCAUCCAAAUGUUAGAUCACUAAGCAAAAUGCAGGGGAGUGGAUAUGUUUGGCAAUAUAGUGUGUAUGAAUUUGCUGCAGUUUUUUAAAAAGGUUGCUAUAUGAGUGAUUUUAGUGAAAUGAAAUUUAUUUUCAGAUAUUUACAAAUUAGAAUGGUGUGGUCAUAUAUGUGUGUUAUUUUUGUAUUUUUUUUCCACGACUUUCUUAUUUACCUUUAACAUUUUCCUCUUAUAUUAGGCAGUUACAUGAUGGCUGAGCAAGGCAGUGUUGAUUUAGACUGGCUUCCGGCCUGUUUUACGGUUCUCACAAAAACCGACACUCACAUCGCAGGAUUUGUGUCAACAGAACAAGAGCUGGAAACUGUUUUGGAGUGCCAUAAGCGGGCAACCAUGACCUCUUUCAAUAUCUGGUCCAAUGACAGGGAAAAAAAGGAAAAAUCUCCACAUAGAAUUCUUUGGCAGGUGGAGGAUUUUUCAAACAAUGUGCCAUUAAUAGUGACAAAUCGCUUGAUUUACUCCUGUCAACAUGGCAAAGGAAGAAAUCGAAAGACAUCUGAAGAACUUUGUACAGGAGAAGAGCAUGCCUAUACAGGCAAACGGAAACGACUACAGAUUCAGACAACAAAGAAGAAGAACUGUCCAGCAGAACUUUUUGUUCGCCACAUAACAAGAUACAAUGACUUUACUGUGCCAGAGGGGGCCAGCAGAGCCAGAAAACAAAUGGCUUUGGAUCAACUUGGAGCAUCAUUGAAAAAACAGGAAAAACUAAAUACGUCAAAAAUGAUCCACAUGAGCCUUCCUCUGAAAAAUGCACAUGAGAACCACAAUGUCUCAAUUGAAAGCGCCUUUUCAAGAAAUAUACAUCCUGCUGUGCGUGAAAAAAUACACGAGUACGUUUCCCUGGGUAUCACAACAGUACCUUUUCUCAAAAAGGUUCUAAAACAAUAUGUGAAAAAUGAACUCUGCACUGCAGAUGUUAUCCCGCCUCAAGUGCAUGACCAGGCAUAUUAUCCAUCCAAUCAUUCUAUUCAAAACCAUGUACAUUUGGCUUUAGUUGCUGGAAAAUACUCAGGUCUGGAUCAGGUCAAUUUGGAGAAGAAAAUUUCAUCGUGGAAGCUGGAAGACCCAGAUGCACAUUUUUUUUUUAGAAAAUGCACUGAAGUGGAAGAUGACUCUGUAAAAAAAGAACAAGAAGCCGAUGUUUGCAACACUCAGUCUUUUGAACAUGACGCCAGUCUUUUAGGAGAGAAAAUGGAAACAGGAUUUCCAUUUCUUCAAUCCUCUGAAGAAACAUGUGACUCUGAAAAUCCAGAACCUGAUCCUACAAAGCAAAAUACCUUCCUGUUUAUACAUCAGAAUAAAGAGCAGCAAAGACUUCUGCAGCGUUAUGGGGAAAUGGUCCUUCUAGAUGCUACAUACAAGACAAGCAAGUACGCAUUACCACUUUUUUUGGUAGUUGUGCGAACAAAUGUGGGAUAUAAACCAGUUGCAGAAUUUAUAUGUGAAAGUGAAACCACUGAAGCCAUCUCCGAGGCCCUCAAAAUUUAAACAAAUUGGAAUAUGGAAUGGAAACCAAAAUACUUUAUGGUAGAUUACUGUGAACAAGAAUUGAAGGCACUUCAGUUGGUAUUCCCCCAGGCACAGAAAUACAUUUGUGCUUUCCAUCGGGAACAAGCCUGGAUACGGUGGACAAGAGAAGGCAAGAACAAUCUGUCAGCUCAUGAGCGAAGCGAACUACUUGGCUACCUCCGUAGUGUGGCAACUGCCUGUAGUGAGGAAGGCUGCGCUAGGGAGGUUCAGAAGUUGAGAGACAGUUGUCUUUAUAAGACGAAUGAUUCAGUAAGACAGUAUGUUGAGAGAAGAUGGCUUAGCAUACAAGAGAGAUGGUGUAGAGCAUUUGCUCCACAUGGAUUCAGCGUAUCUGUAACAACAAACAAUGGCAUUGAAGCCAUGAACAACUCACUGAAGAGCUUUUGAAGCUUUCAAAUACCGGAACAGUUUCCUCAUUGGCUGAAACAGUUGUAUGUGAUUUUGUUCCAGAACAUCUCCUGUCUUAUGCAAAACUCAACUAUUCCUAUACCAGUGAUUAUAAAGCAUACAGCAGUUAUGUCCCUGAUUUUUUGAGGAACCGUCCCAAAGAUUUUGUCAAACACUGUCUUAAAGCUAUUGAAGCAGCUUCUUGGUAUGGAAAAGAACAAAUGCGUAACCUUGGGAAAGGAUGCUUUCAGAUUAAGAGUGAGCAGUCAGCUCAGUGGUAUUGUGUGGAUCUGGGAGAUGACCAGAGAUUUCCAUCUUGUGAGUGUCCCUCCUUCCAGUUAACAUUUCUGCCCUGCAAACAUCUGUUUGCCAUUUUUAAUAAUUCAGAAUAUACAUGGACCAUGUUGAGUUCCAAGUACACAAACAGUCCAUAUGUGACAUUAGAUGUGGAUGCUGUGUUAAGUGAAACCCAGAAUGGCCAAGCAGAGAAUGCAGUGGAUGAAGACACAGAUUGUAUCUCUUUAUUUUCCACCAAGGAACACUCCAUUCAAAAGACAUACCCGAGGUGUACUGAAAAUAAUCCAAGCAAUGCCUGUGUUAACAGUGCUCAGCAAUUCCUGCGAGAAAAGCUGAAGAUUCUUCAGGAUGUUUCAUACCUCUGCAGAGAUACAAAAGCAUUGAGUGACGCUGCUGCAGUUGUACAUAGUUUGGCAGACAACUUGAAAAGUUAUAUCCCAAAAGAAAACAGCCUGCCACUCAUCAGCACAACACAAGAGACUGCAAAGCAAAAACUACGCAAAUUACCAAAACAGCGCAAAAAGAUACAGAGUCAAGCUAGAAAAACAAGAUUUGGAAACAACUACAGAUGUGGAAAAAGUGCUGAUCAGCCAGCUGCAGAGAUAGACUGCAUUGUAAUCCAUGAAACAAGAAAAAGUGCUGUUCAGCCAGGUGAAAAGAUUGAGAAAGCUUGCACGGUAACCCUUGAAACAGGUAAAACAAGUAGGAUAUAUGGA
Messenger RNA from Astyanax mexicanus (Mexican tetra), 3262 nucleotides. RefSeq lists its product as uncharacterized. The transcript is spliced from 9 exons. The coding region runs from base 519 to 1820 and encodes 433 amino acids. Gene Ontology annotation, molecular function: DNA-binding transcription factor activity; cysteine-type peptidase activity. Gene Ontology annotation, biological process: proteolysis. NCBI's taxonomy places the organism in Eukaryota, Metazoa, Chordata, Actinopteri, Characiformes, Acestrorhamphidae. The record is from RefSeq and is a predicted model, not a curated record.